Messenger RNA from Protopolystoma xenopodis, 3252 nucleotides. The record is from the annotation of a GenBank genome assembly. Lineage: Eukaryota; Metazoa; Platyhelminthes; Monogenea; Polystomatidea; Polystomatidae.
AUGCCGAUUUCUUCCAUUUGGUUGCCUAUUACGAUUGUUCCAGUCAAUGACCAACGCCCUCGACUUCUUCGACCAACCAACUCAUUUGGAUCAUAUCAAAGCUCUCCAGCGAUCCCUGCUUCUGCUAAUUCGUCCGCAUCUUCGGUCUCAAUCCCCUCCGAUUGUCUGCAUGUUUUCGCCGGUUUUUAUAGCUUCAUCUCACCAAGUCAUCUGUUGGUCCAGGAUGAAGAUACGCCAAGUGAAGAGCUUCUCUAUCGGCUGGUAGCUGAACCUUUAUUCGGUCAGCUUUGCCUUCUUGUAGGACCACCGGGACCAUUCGAUUUAGCUUGCACGCCAUGCUUCAGGGGCUGUACUUUCCGGCAAGCCGACAUCAUUGCCGCCCGAGUCGUCUACCUGAGCCAGCCAGAACAGGGUGAACAAGGACCACGGAAUACCGAAGCAAAUUUAAAGUCUUCCAGACCUUCGCCUGCCUCAACGAGCCACAGCUCAAGCAUGUUCAAUGACUCUUUUACUGUCACCUUGACUGAGCGUGACCGUAGCACCUCGAUCCAAGCGGAGCUACAGAUCCAUGUCACUGCUUUCCGCCUUGCCGUAGCCACAAGACCGGCUCGUCUGAGACAAGGCGAUACCAGAGCCUUCUUGCGCUUGACUCAUCUUCACAUUGACUUGCCCCCAUCUCCAUGCUCGAGUAUGGACAGAUUUCCCAUUCAGAAAGAACGACUCCUCAACCAUCUUGAGUUCACGCUGACUCGAGCCGCCUCGUACGGUAGACUGUAUCUCGAUACAGUUCCCAUAGAGCGUUUCACGUUCAACCAUCUCAAAAGCAAUCGUCUCUCCUACGAACAGAUGGACUUUUCCGUGGGCAAUGAUUCCCUACUGCUUUAUGCAGAAUUCAGACGACUAGAAGUUUUCGCACUCAUGGACAAAGUCUCACCUUUUGAUGGCAGAGCGAAAGAGAGUCUAUUGCCAUUGUAUCAGUGGCGAUCGGAUCCUUUUCUGAUAAAUAUUCAAGUGAUCCCGCGUAUUGUGAUACAUCCAAUUGAUGUAAUGCCUGGAGGGCGAGUAAUAAUCACUCAAGCGAUACUGGACACUUCAGAACUGAUUCAACUUUUGAAAAGCAAAGCAGAUUUCCAUAAUGAGGCAUUUCAACUUCCUGAAUUCAGAAUAAACAACGCAACUCGCCUAAGGCUUGGCCGAUUCAUUGUUUCAAGGCCAAAAUCAGAUCAAGAUUAUAGUUGGACAGAUUUCAAUCACCGAGUAGACGAUGAAAUAAUAACGUUUAACCAAGAAGAUAUUGCCCUCAAUCAUCUUAUAUUUGAGGCAUUUACAAUGCCCAAUUUGACCAUUGUUUUCAAUAGUCAAUCAGUUUUCGAGCAAGAAGCAGUGCCUUUUUCACUUCAUGCGGGAAGUCAAGUACAGCCUGCAGAAGGAAAAAUGCUGAUUCGCGUAUUCACUCAUCUUGAAGGCCUUCCAUUGCCGCCUUCAUUAUCAUCUCUUGAAGAUUUCGAUCUUUCCAGCGAGUCACCACAAAACGAGUCUGAUUUGCUUUUCCAUCUUAGUUCUAAGUUUUCAGAGCAUAUCUUUCCCUUAAAUGAAACUAAUAAUUUUUCUCUUAAAACACAAGAUGGAAUAGCUGAUAAGCGCCGCAGCUUUUUGAUUAUAUCUGGUGCUGGUAUCGGUCUAAUUCUGCUGCUCAUUGUGUCCCUGAUUGUGCUGAUUCAUCUUAUUAUUCGUCGAUACAAUCUCCAUUCGGCUUCACUCCCUCAGGCAAACGAUUCUAAACUUGAGUCUGGAACCAUGGUUUCUAAAGUCUUUCUGAAAUCCUAUGUUUCUCGUCAGCAGACAGCAGCUUCUGGGUCAAGGGAACUUCCGAAAAGCCAAACCAGCGAUAUUCUCGGAUGCCAAAUUGAAAGGUCUCUGUCAGUUUCAUUAUCCUCCAUCAUAGAAACGUCAGGGAAACAGGUGAAUUCAUCAAUCAUCGGUAGAUCAAGCCCACUGCUCCAGCUUGCAAUGCCUGGUUCGUCCAACUCACUACGAUUUAACUCCAAUUGCAGCCGAUCGGGCUUAAGUGUUUGCUUUGUUGAGACUGGUAGAACUACCCUCACAAGUCCAGCUAGAGAAUCUUUGACCAACCCUAAAAGUAUUAAACUAACAGAACAGUGCACUUGUGAUUUUUCCAGAGCUCUUUCACAAUCGGAGGAUAACGAGGCCACCACAAUUGUGGGACAAUUGCUUCCACUUUCCAAAACUACUUCCUCUUUUGUGCCUUCAAGUUUAACUGAAGACGAGCUAAACUAUCCUCGCUUGAUUGCAUUCCACCCUCCUAAUUCUCGUGUCAAUUCUACUAACUGCACGACGACUGCUGAAACUCCCUGGGCUACACGGCUUGAAUCAAACUGUGACAUACAUUUCGACGGCUACAAUACACCUAGGGUCUCCAUGCCAGUAACAGACGUUUCUAUUGAAGGUCAAAAUUGCUUGGCUGGAUUCCUGUUGCAAGAUCGCCAGAAUGAGACUUGGGCGAAUGGAGUAAGGCCAAUUCGGCUGAUGCAAACAGUACAGAAGCUCAAUCAGCAGCCAAAUGUUAGCUAUUUUCCCCUAUCUUCUGUACCAUUCUCCACCAUAAGCAUCGAGUCGUCGCAAUCUGGGCCAAAUGUAGGUACACCUAACCACGGCUUGCAUUCUGUUCUCUUGUCUGUUUCACCUCAGGCCUGUGCUAACUGUAAUCACUUGUCUCACCAAAAAAUAGAACCAGGGCUUUCUAAGAAGAUUGUGAUUCAGCCUAGAAUUGAACUUCCCAAGACCAAUCUCGAACUAUCCACGAUAAAUGAUGCUCAUGGAUCCUUUUUUUCAGACUCUGGCAUCUCCAUGGACUGUGCACAAAAUGUCUUCAACAGAGAAUCACCAGUAACUCUGCUUGGGGCAUCUAAAUUGUCUUCAAAUAACCUGAUACAAACACAAAGUGAAAUAACCGGUGCAUUUCUACAAUCUACCUCAAAUACAGUGCCUCAAACAGUACACUCAGAUCCACUUCUUUGUGAUUCACACCAGAAUGUCAUACACUCGACAGUCUCUGAUGUCGUAUCCUCCCAAUUUGAUGGCGGCUCCAAUUCUGCUCGAUUAUUAUCCUCCAGCGUAUUGCAACCGAUUGUGCAUCACAUUCUUCCAAACAUAUCUAGUGUGGAUAUACCAAUUACAUAUAAAUCAACAUUAACUCCCGACGUGACAGAUGAUUCUAAGCCUAAUAAGUGA